Castor canadensis (American beaver) is the source of this 2196-nucleotide messenger RNA. Its product is annotated as serine/threonine-protein phosphatase 4 regulatory subunit 3B-like. Gene Ontology annotation, biological process: DNA damage response; protein dephosphorylation. NCBI's taxonomy places the organism in Eukaryota, Metazoa, Chordata, Mammalia, Rodentia, Castoridae. The record is from RefSeq and is a predicted model, not a curated record. Gene Ontology annotation, cellular component: protein phosphatase 4 complex; nucleoplasm. Gene Ontology annotation, molecular function: protein phosphatase activator activity.
AUGGCCAGCAGGCGACACCGCGUCAAAGUCUAUGUGAGAGACGAAGACCGGAAGUGGAGCGAAAUUGGCAUAGGACAAGUUUCAUCUAGAUACAUUGGGCGACUCCACGGAGUGUGUCUACUUGUUCAUUCUGAAUCAGAUGGGUUGUUGAUUAUGCAGUCCAAGAUACAUCCAAACACCUGCUAUCAGAAACAAAGAGGGGUGUUAAUUCUUUGGUCGGAAGCAGAAAAUGACAGUGAUGGUUUAGCACUAAGCUUCCAGGAUCCAGCAGGCUGUCGAGAGAUCUGGGAAUAUAUAUGUCAAGUCCAAGGUAAAGAUCCAAGCUUGGAAAUAACACAAAACGUUUUGGAUACAUCAGAAAACAAUGAUGAAAUGCCACAAAGCAGUAAUCUGAUUGAGCUGCCUGACUGCGAACUCAAUACACUCGAACAAAUUGAGAAUUUAUUUGAUUCCGUUUCUGCUUCUCCUCUCCGCCAGGAAAGGCUGGCUCUGAUCUUGGAAAAUGAGGAUUAUGUUCAAAAACUACUGCAACUGUUCCAUACUUGUGAGAACCAACAGAACACUGAAGGAUUAUACCAUUUGCAUAACAUUAUUAAAGCAAUAUUAUUUCUCAACAAGUCUCAUCUACUUGAGAUCAUGUUUUCUGAUAAGUAUAUCAUGGACGUGGUGGGAUGUCUUGAAUAUGAUCCUGCUUUGGCUCAACCAACACAGCAUAGGGAAUUCUUGACCCAAAAUGCAAAGUUCAAAGAAGUUAUACCAAUAACAAACUUUGAACUUAGGCAAAAAAUACAUCAGACAUAUAGAGUGCAGUACAUUCAUGAUAUUCUCUUACCUAUACCAUCUAUAUUUGAAAAGAGUCUUCUUUCCACUCUUACAACAUUCAUUUUCUUAAACAAGGUGGAAAUAGUCAAUAUGUUGCAGGAGGAUGAGAUGUUUAUGUUUGAAGUUUUUGCACAAUUAAAGGAUGAGACUACAGAUGAUGAUAAACGACUUGAAUUGCUAUUAUUUUUCAAGGAAAUCUGUGCAUUUUCCCAGACUUUACAGCCUGAAUGCAAGAAUGCACUAUUCCAAACAUUGAUACAACUAGAAAUCAUUUCUGCUCUUAAAAUUGUAAUGAGUAUAGAUGAUGUCCAAAUAAAGCUAACUGCUACAGAAAUACUUGCUUAUCUAGUAGAAUAUAGUCCAUCUACCAUCCAAGGAUUUGUAAUGGAAGAAGCCCAGGAGGGUGAAGGUAAUGAAGUCAUCAUUAAUGUAAUAAUCAAACAAAUGAUCUGUGACACUGAUCCUGAGCUUGGAGGUGACGUUAAUAUGAUGGAACUUCUUCGUUCUCUUCUUGAUCCAGAAAACAUGCUGACAACGCCUAAUGAAUGUGAAAGUAGUGAAUUUCUAAAUAUCUUCUAUAAACAUUGCAUGCAUAACUUGAUAGCGCCACUCUUGUCUGCCACUUCAGAAGGAAAAGGUAAAGAGAAUGAUCCAUUUGAAACUGAGAAAAACAACCUGGUCUGUUCUGUGGUCCGCUUUGUGAGAAAGAUAAUAGGCCUUAAAGAUGAACUUUACAAUUGUUAUAUCAUUAAGGAAAAUCUUUUUGAGACAGUUGUAAAUACUUUUCUGCUUAAUGGAACUCGGUACAAUAUGUUAAAUUCAGCUAUUAUUGAUAUAUUUGAAUAUAUAAGAGUGGAAAACAUCAAACCUCUUGUUGCACAUAUAGUUGAGAAGUUUUAUAAGGCUUUUGAAUCUAUUGAAUAUGUUCAGACAUUCAAAGGAUUGAAAAUUAAAUAUGAAGAAGAGAAAGAAAAACAAAACAAAAUAAGGGAGAAUUUGCACUCUAUAAUAUCUAGCAAAAUAUUUUGCAAAUGUGCCAAAAUCAUGAAGGUGAAGAAAGAAAUGUGUCUUAAGGGAAAUACAAAAGAAUUGAUGCCACCAAUGGAAAAUGAGUUGCCAGAUCAUUCUGAUGAAUUUAUAGAAAAUAAAGGAACAAAAGAAAGUGAAGACACUGCAGAUAUUCCUGAAACAACAUCUUCGAGUGACUUCAGAUUUUCUUCAUGUCAUCUUGCUGCUGGUGGUAGUAAUAGAAUGAAUAGCCCCCAAAGAAGCAGUAUGCAUGUUUUAGUGGAUUAUCCUGAUGAUGAUGAUGAAGAAGAAGAAGAAAAAGAAGACAAAGCAUCACCCCCCAAACGACCUCAUCUUAGCUCAUAA